This is a messenger RNA of Monascus purpureus, 1722 nucleotides long. The record is from the annotation of a GenBank genome assembly. Lineage: Eukaryota; Fungi; Ascomycota; Eurotiomycetes; Eurotiales; Aspergillaceae.
AUGGCUGCUAAUCUAAAGACAGCUGUAGCUAAUAUAUCAGCACCUGCUCAUGCAGAUAUUCCUAAAAAGGAUGAAGAGCACACUGAAGACGUCACCACUGCGGAACAGGACGUUACUGAACAAGAUGAUGAAGACGACGAGUACUACGAUGACAUUUUUGAGGAAGAAGAGGACUUAGGCGAAGAGGACUUCAAGUCGUCCGACCCUGCUGAUCUGACGAAAGCAUAUAAUCGCCAACGCCGGCUGAACGAGCUUGCAGCGGACCCUAACGCCCCCAAAUGGACAUAUCCCAAAACGAAUACACAGAAGCCCACAGUCAAUACGCAUGCCUCUGUCGAUGAUCAGAUAAAGUCUCUGACCCGCCAUGCAGCGAAGAUUAAACUUGAUAGUCUACAGUCGGGAUUGGCGACUCGUGGCGAUCGUGGUACGGACAAGUCCGACCGGGCUACUUCUGAGCAGGUGUUGGAUCCCCGAACGCGGAUGAUCCUUCUGCAGAUGAUCAAUCGCAACAUUGUAUCGGAGAUUCACGGCUGUUUGUCAACUGGUAAAGAAGCGAACGUGUAUGAUGCCAUUUCAGUUCCAGAAGACAAUAGCGAUGCUGCCCCCCAACACCGAGCCAUUAAAGUCUACAAGACCAGUAUUUUGGUUUUCAAGGACAGACAAAAGUAUGUCGAAGGAGAGUUCCGAUUUAGGAGGGGUUACAACAAGAGCAACAAUCGAGCUAUGGUGAAGGUAUGGGCAGAGAAGGAGAUGCGGAAUCUGCGAAGGAUCUAUACCUCCGGUAUUCCCUGUCCGGAACCUAUUCAUCUUCGACUGCACGUCCUUGUUAUGGGAUUUAUUGGUAAUGCUAAGGGAGUACCGGCCCCUCGUCUAAAAGAUGUCGAGUUUGAUGUCCCAGACCCGGAGGCGAAAUGGCGUUCGUUGUACAUGGAACUGUUGGGCUACAUGCGCAUCAUGUACCAAACGUGUCGACUAGUCCACGCCGAUCUUAGCGAGUACAACAUCCUCUAUCACAAGGGCAAGCAAUACAUUAUCGACGUUAGUCAGAGUGUGGAGCAUGACCAUCCACGCAGCUUGGAAUUUCUGCGCAUGGACAUCAAGAACGUCACGGACUUCUUCCGCCGGAAAGGUGUCCACACGCUACCUGAGCGGACUAUCUUCGAAUUUAUCGUCGCCGUUGAUGGGCCCACGUCCAUCACGGAAGGAAACGAACAAAUGUUCGAUGCAAUUGAGAAACUCUUUGCUUCUCGAACCGACAACUUUGAUGACGGGCACGAAGCUGCGGGAGCUCAUGAUGUUGAUACUGCUGUUUUUCGACAACAGUAUAUCCCUCAAACACUGGAACAAGUGUACGAUUUUGAACGCGAUGCCGAGAAGGUCCGUGCAGGCCAGGGUUCGGACCUCGUAUACCGAGAUCUCCUUGCAGACAAGAAACCAGCCGCAGAGGAUGGUGUCGAUGGCGAUGAAGACGAAGACGAAGAUGAAGACUCCGACGUCAGCGGCGGUGUCUCUAUUUCCGGCUCUGAGUCAGAGGAUGCGGAAAGGGAAGCCAAGGACCCAUUUGCAAAGAAACCUCCGCGCGGAAAACGCUUCGAGGACAAAGACGCCAAGCGCGAACAUAAGCGUCAAGUCAAGGCUGAAAAGCGUGAACAGCGUUCCAAGAAGAUGCCGAAGCAUGUGAAGAAGCGCCUUGUUUCCGAGUCAUCGAGGAAGCGGAAGUAA